Molecule: messenger RNA, 2843 nt
Organism: Carcharodon carcharias (great white shark)
Lineage: Eukaryota; Metazoa; Chordata; Chondrichthyes; Lamniformes; Lamnidae
Gene: kcnq2b
Product: potassium voltage-gated channel subfamily KQT member 2
Exons: 17
Coding region: 102-2843 (913 amino acids)
Biological process (GO): potassium ion transport; transmembrane transport
Cellular component (GO): membrane
Molecular function (GO): voltage-gated potassium channel activity
Source: RefSeq, a predicted model, not a curated record
UCCCCCCGCCCCCCCUUGGCAGGCGGAAGAGAGCGUCGGGAGGGCACAGCAUGAUCCCAGGGAACCCCCGCUGCGGCCGGGCAGGUUGCUGAGUCUUCACCAUGGUGCAGAAAUCCAAGAGAAACGGGGAGGCGGGUGCCGGGCCGGGGGAGAAGCGGCUGAAGGUGGGCUUCGUGGGCAUCGAUGGAGGAACCGAGGGUGCAAUCAGCGCCGGGGCGGACUCCUCCUGCACCCGAGACGGAGCUCUGCUCAUCGCCGGCACGGAGGGCACCAAACGCGGCAGCAUCUUGGGCAAGCCCCGGUCCGCAGUGGGCAAACGCCCGAAAAGGAACGCGUUUUACAGAAAGCUGCAGAACUUUAUGUACAAUGUGCUGGAGAGACCGCGGGGAUGGGCGUUCAUCUACCAUGCAUAUGUUUUUUUAUUGGUCUUCUCUUGUUUGGUGUUGUCAGUCUUCUCCACCAUCAAGGAGUAUGAGCAGAGCUCAGAAGGGGCACUAUAUAUUUUGGAAAUAGUGACGAUUGUGGUGUUUGGCGUGGAGUAUACUGUAAGGAUUUGGUCUGCUGGGUGCUGCUGCCGAUACCGAGGAUGGAGAGGCCGACUGAAGUUUGCACGGAAGCCAUUCUGUGUGAUCGAUGUCAUGGUUCUUGUUGCCUCGAUCGCUGUCCUUGCUGCCGGAACACAGGGAAAUGUCUUUGCAACAUCUGCUCUGAGGAGCUUAAGGUUUCUACAGAUCUUACGGAUGAUCCGUAUGGAUCGGAGAGGAGGCACCUGGAAGCUGCUAGGAUCGGUGGUCUACGCCCACAGCAAGGAGCUGAUCACUGCCUGGUACAUUGGGUUUCUGUGCCUCAUCCUCGCCUCGUUCCUGGUCUAUCUCGCUGAGAAGGAUGACAACAAAGAGUUUGCAACGUAUGCGGACGCCCUCUGGUGGGGUUUGAUCACCUUGACAACCAUUGGAUAUGGUGACAAGUUUCCAAUCACAUGGAAUGGACGACUCCUGGCUGCGACUUUUACUCUCAUCGGGGUCUCUUUCUUUGCACUGCCAGCGGGGAUUCUUGGCUCUGGCUUUGCUCUGAAAGUUCAGGAGCAACAUCGGCAGAAACAUUUUGAGAAACGACGGAAUCCUGCGGCUGGUCUCAUCCAGGCUGCCUGGCGGUAUUACUCUACCAGUCUCUGUCGGACAGACCUGCAUGCCACUUGGCAGUGCUUUGAGCAGACACUGACUGUCCCAAUGUACAGGCUGAUUCCACCACUCAACCAGCUUGACUUACUGCGAAACCUCAAGAGCAAAUCAGGACUCACUUUCAGGAAGGAGACGCUGGAAAGCACACCAAGUAAACACAAAUCACGUCGUGAUUCCAUGUGUGGAAUGUGCUGCUCAGGAGAUCCUAGCAACAAGGUCAGCCUGAGAGAGAGAUUCUCCAGCCCCAAGGGUCCCAGUGCCAAGGGGAAAGGUUCACCGCAGAGCAGCAUGCGCAGAUCACCCAGUGCAGACAACAGCAUCGAGAACAGCCCGGACAAGGUACAGAAGAGCUGGAGUUUUACCGACAGAACACGCUUCAGGCAUGCCUUCCGUCUGAAAGGAGCAGGCUCACGGCAGAACUCUGAGGACCAUUCCAGUCUGCCUGAAGAGGACAUCCCAGACAACAGGAGCUAUCAGUGUGAGUUCAUCACGGACGACUUAACCCCUGGGCUCAAAGUUUCCAUCAGAGCCAUGUGCAUUAUGCGAUUUCUCGUUUCCAAGCGGAAGUUCAAGGAGAGCUUGCGACCAUAUGAUGUCAUGGAUGUGAUCGAGCAGUAUUCUGCAGGGCACUUGGACAUGCUGUCCAGAAUCAAAAACCUACAGUCCAGGAUAGAUUUGAUUGUGGGUCCCCCAGCCCCUUCAACUCCCCGGCAUAAGAAGUUAAAAGGAAUCCUCACCACUUCCAAAGAUUCAAUCCAAUACUCUCCUAGAGUCGACCAAAUCGUUGGCCGAGGCCCCCAGCUGCAGGAGAAGGAUCGUACCAAGAUCCCAGCAGAGCCCGACGUUCCCGAAGACCCGAGUAUGAUGGGACGGCUUGGAAAAAUGGAAAGACAGGUGCACUCGAUGGAGAAGAAAUUAGAUUUCCUGGUGAACAUCUACAUGCAGCGGAUGGGAAUCCCACCAUCGGAAACUGAGGCUUACUUCAUUUCCAAAGAGCCAGAUCCUGCUCCUCCAUAUCACAGUCCAGUGGACAACCGGGAGCUCUGCGAGAAGAACACAAACGCCAACAAAAUGAUGCGGUCCUGCAGCUUAACUGCACACAAGACGUACCCCGGACUCGGAGUGGCAACAUUGGCACCCAAUGGCUGUCCACCAUCAACCUCAUCUCACCAACACUCAGCCAAUGGGUUGGGCCGGCAGAGCCACGACACCCUGACCUUUAUGACCUCUCCGGUAGGUGACGGCGCAACCUUUGUCAGAAUCCCGCCCCCGCCCUCUGUGUCACACGAGAAGAUAUCAGGUCACGGCAGCUGUAGUAGGGGUGGGCCAGAAUACAGCCGGCAUGAGGACCACUACUGCAAGCACCAAGAGACUGUGCUGAAAGAAAGGGACAGUGACACCUCCAUCUCCAUUCCCUCUGUCGAUCAUGAGGAACUCGAGCGUUCGUACAGUGGUUUCAGCAUCUCGCAAUCGAAGGAGAAUCUGGAAAGUGUCAACAAUGCCCCCUAUGUUGGGGCUACACCCUGGUCAAAGGUCAGGCUGUACAUUGCAGAAGGGGAGUCUGACACUGAUUCAGAAGCAUGCACCCCAUCGGGCCCCCCACCAAGGUCAGCUACGAGUGAGGGGCCGCACUGUGACUUCACGUGGUCUUCAUCCAAAUAG